AUGUCCAAGUUCCUAGGCCCCGAGAGACGGAGGCCUGAUAGUACUCUCCUUGAUGAAAUUGAUAAGGUUCCCUUGUUUAUGUCAAGAUUGCCGGAAGAAGAGAACGAUUCUCUUGCGGCUCUGCAAUCUUUGUUAUUUGAUGGUCCACCUGAAGAAAUUGCCGAAAAUUUCAAGAGACAAGGAAAUGAAUGUUUUAAAGAGGGUCGAACGAAAUAUCAAGAUGCGAUUUCUUUUUACACCAAGGCGUUGGAAACCAAUUGCUCAGACAAUAAAAUUAUCGAAGCUUGCCUGGCGAACCGGGCAGCGGUAAACCUGGAAUUAGGAAAUUUUCGUAAAGUUCUUACAGAUUGUGCCAAAGUGAUCAACUUAAAUUCCACGAAUGUUAAAGCAUUCUACCGAUCCGCAAAAGCUUUAUGCGAACUUGACAAGAUGGAAGAAGCACUCGAUUGCUGUGAUCACGGAUUGAAGGUUGAACCAAAUAAUGUAGCUUUACGUCAACUUAAAGAAACUUGUGUUAAAAAGAAGGAAUUGUUGGCAUUGAAGGCACGUAACAUUGUCAUGGUGACAACGAAUGACGCCCCGACAUCACCGCACUCGGUGCAUCUGAAUUCUGAAAAUCAACUUGUUUGGCCUGUGAUGUUUUUAUAUCCCGAGUACAAGGAAUCAGAUUUCAUCGCUGAGUUCAAUGAAGAAAACACGUUUCAAGAUCACCUCGACGUCAUGUUCGAAAAUCCCGCACCUUGGGACGCUUCACACAGGUAUAGGCCCGACAACGUUCAAGUUUAUCACGAGUACAUUUUGACGACGGGUAAUGAGGUCAAACCGAAAUUACUGAAAAUUGGUAACAAUUGCACUUUGAAAGAAGUAUUGUCCCAUCCAAGAUGUGUCAUUAAAAAUGGGAUUCCCGGUUUUAUUAUUUUAUCGGGUAAAGGUAAAUUUAGUGAUGAUUUUCUGUCAGGUUAUAAAUGA
Messenger RNA from Acaulospora morrowiae, 969 nucleotides. Lineage: Eukaryota; Fungi; Glomeromycota; Glomeromycetes; Diversisporales; Acaulosporaceae. The record is from the annotation of a GenBank genome assembly.